AUGCUGACUAAAGAAGAUUUGAUAUUAGUGACUGGCGCCUCGGGCUAUGUGGCUCUACAUUGUGUUCAACAACUUCUGCAAGCUGGAUACAAAGUCAGAGGGACUGUAAGGUCGUUGAAGAAUGAGCAGAAAGUUGCACCGAUCAAGGCGUUGAAUGGGGCUUCCGAAUCCCUGGAAUUGGUGGAAGCUGAUCUUAUGAAUGCAGAGGAUUGGCCAGAGUAAGUAUAUUUUAUCUAAGGGAGGGGGAGAUUUUUUGUCCGACAGGCGUACUAAAGCAGCCUGCUUUAGAUGAUGAACUUUCCGAGCUUCCGCUAGGUUUCUGGUGGCUUUGCCAAAUUUUCGUUGCGGCUGUGACGAGCGUGCGCUGCGUCUUUGCCCAGCCUCCGUCGGUGUGCAUUGACAAAUUAGGUUCGUUCCGAAUUGUGUGGGUUGAUUCGCAUUGAUAUGGCCAAAAGCCGUUUUUCUGUUUCUCCCGAUUCUCAUUACAUUCUGUAUGUUCCUUGUUUUUAGAGCCAUUGAAGGGUGUAGCCACAUUCUUCAUGUAGCCAGUCCCUGGCCGAUUGUUGCUGAUGAAUCAACCAUUCAAACAGCAGUUACCGGAACACUGAACGUACUCAAAGCAGCCUCGAAGAACCGCAAAAUCAAGAAAGUUGUCCUGACUAGCAGUUGCGCCGCUGUCAACGGUAAGUGGAGUUUGACUUGGAGAGUUUCGUUUCAGACGGUCACAGAAACGACGAGCGAGUGUUUGAUGAAGAAUCUUGGACAGACAUCUCAUCCAAAAAGGUGGACAAUUACGCCAAAUCAAAGACGAUCGCCGAGCAAAAGGCUUGGGAAUUCUGGAGGAGUUUGGAUGAGAAGUCCCGGUUCGAGAUGACCGUUUUGAACCCCACUUUUAUCACCGGUCCUGUCUUAUCGUCUGUGCAACAUGGCAGUGCCACAAUUCUCGCGAGGAUGAUGGAUUUCCGAACUUUCUUAGCGGCUCCGCGAGCUUGUCUUGGCGUCGUGGAUGUCAGAGAUGUGGCUCGAGCUCAUAUCAUUGCUUUAAAAGAACCUAAAACCAAUGGGCAGAGGAUUCUGAUUACUCAUUCCCGACCAACUUGGUUCUUCGAGAUAAGAGACUGGUUGAUGGAGGAAUUCAAGGAUCAGGGAUACACGUUUUCUCCCUUAACUGUACCGAAUUGGAUGGUUAGAGCUUACGCCAAGACCAAGCUGGAUAAGCAAAGCACUGCGAUUGUCCAUAGAUUGGGUCCGGAGCUUAGAUUCAGCAACGAGAAGGUAAGAAAAGUGGAUUUAUGUUGUCAUAGACAUCUUUGUUGUCAUCGUUUUCUUUUAACCAUCCAAAACGAUGCUUUUUAGUCGAUCAAAUUGCUGAACAUGACCUAUAUUGACCCGAAGAAGUCUGUUAUCGAUAUGAUGGUGUCGAUGAUCGAAAAGAAAAUGGUCAGAGCCCCCUCUUCCAAGAGAAAUUCCAGUCAGAGAUCUCACAAGAUUCAAGUUUCCAAAUCAGAUAUUGUAAAUCCAAAUGCGACAGUUCAAUCGGUGCAAUAG
Messenger RNA from Bursaphelenchus xylophilus (pine wood nematode), 1548 nucleotides. The record is from the annotation of a GenBank genome assembly. NCBI's taxonomy places the organism in Eukaryota, Metazoa, Nematoda, Chromadorea, Rhabditida, Aphelenchoididae.